Vicugna pacos (alpaca) is the source of this 3887-nucleotide messenger RNA. RefSeq names its product muskelin 1 (gene MKLN1). The record is from RefSeq and is a predicted model, not a curated record. Lineage: Eukaryota; Metazoa; Chordata; Mammalia; Artiodactyla; Camelidae. Gene Ontology annotation, molecular function: protein binding. Gene Ontology annotation, cellular component: cytoplasm.
CGGCGGCCGGAGCUGGAGGGGGAGGAGGGGAGGAACCUGAUCUCUCCGGUAGCGAAGGGCUGGAGGCAAACACCGAGUUACCCCAGAGCCGCCCGGGAGCAGGGAGGGCUCCGCUACCCCGGGGGCCCUCCCCGCGGGGCAGAUGAGUUCAGUAUUCAGACUCUCCGAGCUGAGUUUUGGGUCACCCAAGCAUUCCAUCCUCCUGACUUUCCACAAUGUACUGGAUUCAUAACUCACUCCAUACUUGAGAACAUGGGGAUUGGAAUAAGCUUGUAAGAAAAGUUAUUUCGGCCACUCCUCUCCACGCGCCCCAGGAGAGCCCCUCAGGUGCUCACACUUCAGCUUGAGUUGCGGCCGGUCAGUCAUUCAGGAGAGUUCAGCGUCGAAGACCCCCAAGGGAGAAUCGCCGACGCGCACGCGUCUCACCGCUUCAAGCAGAGGUAGCGAUGCGAGACGAGGAAAGCGGACGACCCAAGCAGGGCCGCGGGCCCUUUAAGAACAAGCCACGCCCCUUCCCUCCUCCUGGAGCGGCCGGCAGUCGGUGGCGGCCGCUACGGUGCUGACAAGAUGGCGGCUGGCGGGGCUGUUGCUGUGGCGCCCGAGUGCCGGCUUCUGCCCUACGCGCUACACAAGUGGAGCUCCUUCUCCUCUACCUACCUUCCCGAGAACAUUUUAGUGGAUAAACCAAAUGACCAAUCUUCAAGGUGGUCUUCAGAGAGCAACUACCCUCCCCAGUACUUGAUUCUGAAGCUUGAAAGGCCUGCUAUUGUCCAGAAUAUCACAUUUGGAAAAUAUGAGAAAACUCAUGUCUGCAAUUUGAAGAAAUUUAAAGUCUUUGGCGGAAUGAAUGAAGAAAACAUGACAGAGCUAUUGUCCAGUGGCUUAAAGAAUGAUUAUAACAAAGAAACAUUUACCUUGAAGCAUAAAAUUGAUGAACAGAUGUUUCCUUGUCGAUUCAUUAAAAUAGUUCCACUCUUAUCAUGGGGACCCAGCUUUAACUUUAGCAUCUGGUAUGUUGAACUUAGUGGCAUUGAUGAUCCCGAUGUAGUACAACCUUGUCUCAACUGGUAUAGCAAGUACCGUGAACAGGAAGCCAUUCGCCUUUGCCUAAAACACUUCAGACAACAUAACUAUACAGAGGCCUUUGAAUCACUGCAAAAGAAAACCAAGAUUGCCCUGGAGCAUCCCAUGUUAACAGAUCUGCACGAUAAAUUGGUAUUGAAGGGUGAUUUUGAUGCUUGUGAAGAAUUGAUUGAAAAAGCUGUAAAUGAUGGCUUGUUCAAUCAGUAUAUCAGUCAACAAGAAUAUAAGCCACGAUGGAGUCAAAUCAUUCCCAAAAGCACCAAAGGUGAUGGAGAAGAUAACCGACCAGGAAUGAGAGGAGGCCAUCAAAUGGUUAUUGAUGUUCAAACAGAGACCGUUUAUUUGUUUGGUGGCUGGGAUGGAACACAAGAUCUUGCUGACUUCUGGGCAUACAGUGUGAAGGAGAACCAGUGGACGUGUAUCUCUAGAGACACUGAGAAAGAGAAUGGUCCUAGUGCUAGAUCAUGUCAUAAAAUGUGCAUUGACAUUCAACGGAGGCAAAUCUACACAUUGGGGCGUUAUUUGGAUUCCUCUGUGAGGAACAGCAAAUCUUUGAAAAGUGACUUCUAUCGUUAUGACAUUGACACAAACACAUGGAUGUUACUCAGUGAGGAUACUGCUGCUGAUGGAGGACCGAAAUUGGUGUUUGAUCAUCAGAUGUGUAUGGACUCCGAAAAACAUAUGAUCUACACCUUUGGUGGUAGAAUUUUAACCUGUAAUGGCAGCGUAGAUGACAGCAGAGCCAGUGAACCACAAUUCAGUGGGUUAUUUGCUUUCAACUGUCAGUGCCAAACCUGGAAACUUCUUCGAGAAGACUCCUGUAAUGCUGGGCCUGAGGACAUCCAGUCUCGGAUAGGACACUGCAUGCUAUUCCACUCAAAAAAUCGUUGCUUAUACGUGUUUGGUGGUCAGCGAUCGAAGACCUAUUUGAAUGAUUUCUUUAGUUAUGAUGUGGACUCUGAUCAUGUAGACAUAAUAUCAGAUGGUACCAAGAAAGACUCUGGAAUGGUUCCGAUGACAGGAUUCACACAGAGAGCAACCAUUGAUCCAGAACUGAAUGAAAUACAUGUCUUAUCUGGACUCAGCAAAGACAAGGAAAAAAGGGAAGAGAAUGUCAGAAAUUCUUUCUGGAUUUAUGACAUUGUGAGGAAUAGUUGGUCUUGUGUCUAUAAGAAUGAUCAAGCUGCAAAGGACAAUCCAAGUAAAAGUCUUCAGGAGGAAGAACCAUGUCCAAGAUUUGCCCAUCAGCUUGUAUAUGAUGAAUUACACAAGGUUCAUUAUUUAUUUGGUGGAAAUCCAGGAAAAUCUUGCUCCCCAAAGAUGAGAUUAGAUGACUUCUGGUCACUGAAAUUGUGUAGGCCUUCAAAAGAUUACUUACUGAGGCAUUGCAAGUACCUCAUAAGAAAACACAGGUUUGAAGAAAAGGCCCAAAUGGAUCCCCUUAGUGCUCUGAAAUAUUUACAAAACGAUCUUUAUAUAACUGUGGAUCAUUCAGACCCAGAAGAGACAAAAGAGUUUCAGCUCCUAGCUUCAGCUCUGUUCAAAUCUGGUUCAGAUUUCACAGCUCUAGGCUUUUCAGAUGUGGAUCACACCUAUGCUCAAAGAACUCAGCUCUUUGACACCUUAGUAAAUUUCUUUCCUGACAGCAUGACUCCUCCUAAAGGCAACCUGGUGGACCUCAUCACACUGUGACUGAAGAGUCUGUGGACAGAAAUGGAGCACAGGAGUCUGCUUUCAGUAUUUUGGAUUUCAACUCUGUUGAUUGACAGUUAGGCUGCAGUGAACAAGGACUGCACCAGAAUUUUGAAGGGAUCUUUGCUGUCACAAAUUUUAACCCUCUUCCUUCAUACCUGACCUCAACCCUGUAGUCCUCAUCCCAUUCCUAAAUUAGGCUAAUAAAGUGAAUUGAUAUACUUUCCAUUUAAAUAUAUAUAUAUUUUUUCUUACUUUAACUUUUAAGAAUUCAUGAGUAUAAAAGAAUAAUCAGGCAGUAUACCCUUUUCUGAUUUUUAUUUCAUUUUUAUAAAAUUGGGGCAAGUAAGCACUGUUCACAGACUCAGUGCUACAGGAGUUGUGAUUUUGUUGUUGUUGGGUUGUUUGGCCUUUCUUCUUUCUCCUUCCUUCCCAUUUCACUUUACCUCGCAUCACACAACUGCUUGUAAGUGGUAUGUAUCAUUUGUUUGCCUCUUUACUUCAUUCUUAAUAGUAUAUAGUUCUAUAGGGCAAUUAAUAUAUGUUUAAGUGAUACAUGUGUCUUUGUUGACUAGAGUCUUGUGUUACAUUAAACAAUAGGAGGAACAGAGGGCUCAAAUUUAUGCUCCUUGUCAUAGAACUAGAAAGUGAAACCCAAGAUUGAUCCAGGCACUUGUCUGAGAUUGGUAUAUAGUAUUUCUGUAAUGAUAUAUUUUAUAGUGGAUAUUACAAAGCUUUGAGUCACAGAAACCUUAAACUGAGGAGAGAAUAUAGUUCAGAACCUUUAAGAGCCAUUCUCAAAAUUACCAGCAGGACGAUUUUAGUAGUGAUUAAUAUGUUUUUUGAUAUCUUUGUAGCAAUUUUGGAAGAAAAUGACUCUUUCCCCUGGUAGGGCUGUGCAGAACCAGGGCUUCCAUUUCUUCCUUGUGCUAGUUCUUUGUAGCAUUUUCAUUUGGGAGGAUGGAUUUCCAGAGUGAUGCGUUUGUUUAUUUCUAUGUACGUUGGCUCCCUACAUCUGCUUCUGUAUUUUAAAGAAUAAUGGUUUCUAAGUUGUCCAGGGGAAUACAACUGACAGGCAUUUCAUUAAGCACACAGACCAGGCUAUUUUUAAU